UGUUGUCAACAAACCAAUCGAAAUAAACCGAACAAGGAAUCCUUGCACAACAUUGCGCCAUUUUUAACGAAUUUUUAUACUCACCGAAGUGUCUCUACUUACUGCAUUACUCAAUUAAUAAUAUUAAACCAUCGGAGAAAGACUGAGUCAUAGAUUAAAGUUGACCGUGCACCUCGAGUUCACCCCCAGUCUCAUCCAUCUCAGCUUCCGAGACUCUCUGUCCCGUCUCUAAGCUCCACUUCAGUUUAGAAACAUCAUGAGUAUGCUCAGCGGACUGGCAGAGUACAUCUUCGGCAGUGCUGCCAGUGCUGAAGACCCAUCAGCAUCGGAGGAUGGCGGGCAGGGCUCUAGACCGAGCUCUAGUAUGCAGCUCACCUAUGCUGAUGACGACUGGGUACUUGUGGAUGUCACCAAUAGCCCCAAGUGGAGCAGGGAGUCACCAUUGAAUGAUGCCCAGUCUGGUACCCAACCUCUUGGGAUUCCUAACCGCCAACAUCACAUGGAGGAGAGUUGGCUUGUUACCCCUCCUCCAUGCUUCACCGCCGGGGGUAGCUCCCCGCAUCAACUUGCCACCAGUCCCAUGGAGAACCUCCUUAUUGAACACCCUAGUAUGUCUGUUUAUGGACCACGCAGUGGCAUGGCGAUGAGAUCAAGAAGAAUGCGUCAGCACGAACAAAACACUGAUCAGAUCGUGAAGAAAUCCAAGUCACGUAAUCUGCGUGUGCGCAACACGCAGCCACCCCGCCGCGCAGCUGCAGUGGCAGCUCGCGUUGGUUUGGAAAACCCGCCGAACUUGGCUGCCAUCCAAGAGGCAGAGGUUAUGGAACGUACAAAGAAGGGAUCACUAAGUAGGUCAAAGGUCGAGCGUCAUAACAAGGCAUACCACCAGCAGAGUCGCUCAGGCAAGCGUCAUUAUCGUCAGAAUGUUGCCGGCAGACAUUCUGGUGUUGUCUACAAGCAAUGUUAAUAGUAAAUCCAUAAUACGCAAUCAGCGAACCCUUACCUCAACAGAAACAAAAUUCACAGCAAAAUAAAUUUUUCAAAUAAUAAGAAAUACCGCAGAUUUUACAUUUUUCUAACCAUCACUUCCAGAUUUGAGAGGUAAGGACACAUCCAGUUUGCUUUGGUUCUCAUUUAAAGUUUGAGAACAUUUGCGUUCAAUUUUAGAAACUUUCAAGAAAAUUUUCCUGGGUAGAAUUGUAGAUACUGGUUUUGGUGAAAUUGGAAAUGUUUUAACUGUUAAUAUUCAUUAUGAAAAAUUAAUUAUUCUAUAUAUUUAUUAACUGACAAUAUAAUAUUUUAAUUAGACUAGGUGUGUUAUUAGAAAACAUUGCAGUUGGUAAACAAUUACUCAAAAACCAUUUUUAAACUCAAAGAAAUCAAUUUGUAAAAAGCAACUGAUAUUCUUGCAGGAGUCAAUUCGGUUUGUAAGUCACAGGGUUUGGGAAUGUGCCUCGGUAACAAUUAAAAAAAAAAAUAAAAAAUUGUUUUGUUUUUCUCAUAAUAAAAGGGUUUUUUUUAUGCAUCCAAUUUCAGUUUGCAAGACUACAACUGAUUACAAAAUGUACAUUAUGUCAAACGGACAACUAUUAUUAUUUCCCUUUCACUCUUCAAAAAUCCAAUUUGCCAAGCUUUGCCAUAUUUCUGUUCCUUUUUGUUUCCUAAUCUUUGCAAACAUCUGCUUGAUUUUACAAUUCUUAAAAUAAUGUUGGUGUGUUUUUUUUUACUAGAGAGACGCAUGCAAACCAAAAGGAAUGAAUUUUAAUGUCAUUCGAAUUGAAUUAAUUAUGAGCCGAUUGGUUGUUUGUUUUUAAAAUGAAUUCCUUUUUGGUUUACGUCAGCGAGGAGAAGGAUCUUUAAAUUCCCCUCAAGAUUAAUAAAAUAAUCAAACUGUCUUUCAAAUCAAACUGCUGUGGAUCCUGAACAGUUUUGUCGGUAUUUUUAUUUUGGAACUAAACAAAAGCGCUUUUCACACUACCAAGCCAAUUCACAAUAAACAAAACUCAAGGAGAAUUCCUGGGGAAUUUUAACCCCACCACCACCUCAUGGUUGUUUUAAACUUGAUGCCAAUCGUCAUAACAAAAUUCCCCUUACCAGAAUAAGGUUACCAGCCAAACUACCAUGUCACAAAUACAAUUUGUAACUGGUAUUCUGCUCAUUCUAAGCAGCAAUAUUUCCUGCUUGAGCGGCUCUAUCCCUACUCUGAAGCAGGGGGGAGUCUUCCCUGGAGUUUGUCAGAGUUUGCAAUUCAAGUGUGAAAGGCCAACUGAAUUUCCCCAGGGAUUUUCCUGGGAAAUUUGUCUAGGUGUGAAAGGGGCUAGAGCCAAUCCGAUAGCAGAAGCUAAUUGCUCAUUAUGAGUAAUUAGCUUAUCCUGAUUAAUCAUAACAAAAUACCUCAAAUCUUGUUCAUUUCUUACAGUAGGAA
This is a messenger RNA of Asterias rubens (European starfish), 2425 nucleotides long. RefSeq names its product tumor protein p53-inducible nuclear protein 2-like. The record is from RefSeq and is a predicted model, not a curated record. The transcript is spliced from 3 exons. Lineage: Eukaryota; Metazoa; Echinodermata; Asteroidea; Forcipulatida; Asteriidae. The coding region runs from base 257 to 967 and encodes 236 amino acids. Gene Ontology annotation, biological process: positive regulation of DNA-templated transcription; autophagosome assembly. Gene Ontology annotation, cellular component: autophagosome; nucleus.